Molecule: messenger RNA, 1111 nt
Organism: Ciona intestinalis (vase tunicate)
Lineage: Eukaryota; Metazoa; Chordata; Ascidiacea; Phlebobranchia; Cionidae
Source: RefSeq, a predicted model, not a curated record
AAUAGGUUUAUAGUUGUGUUGUUAUGUUUGGUAGAAUUACUUGUAAUAUAUGGCCGAAGCAAUUUGAUGUUAGAUCCCUCUACCUGUCUGCCAGGGUGUUAAACUUCUACACUGUACUUGGUGUCUCACCCAAAGCAUCGCCCGAAGAUAUAAAGAGUUCAUACUUUGCAAAAUGUAAGGUGUUUCACCCAGAUAAGCAUAGAGGCGACCAAGCCAUGCAUAAGAGGUUUGUUGAAGUGAAUGAAGCUUAUGAGACGUUAAAGGAUCCUUUGAAACGGAAGGAAUACGACUUGCUUCAUAUUUCGCCAAACAAACGGAGGACAAAUUCUCGUUCAAGUUACAGCUGGGGUGGCACACGUGCCAGUCCUGAUGACGUGUGGAGAGAAUGGAAGAAAGCAGGAGGAGCUAAACCAUCCUCGGAUCGCUGGGAGCAGAGGAGAGAGGACUGGGUGCGGCGGCAACAUCACUGGUAUGAACAAGACAUGCAUUUCCGGCAUUCGGCGCAAAGUCAAAGUUCCAGAGCGGGUAAAAAUCGUCGCAAAGAUCCACUUUUUGAUUAUUGGGAAACUGUAUAUCAAGAUCAAAACCAAACUAAAAGCGACAGAAAUGCUCCAACAAAUUCCCACCAAGAAAUAGCAAAAGCUGAACGAAUUUUAAUUUUUUCUUUUUUUUUAGCUCUUAGUUUUAUUUUAAUAAUGCGCGUUACAUUAUCUGCAAGAUCUUUGUCGCAGAGUCAAGAAUAUGAUAAAGAAACUGAACAAUUUUUAAAUAGAAAACACAAAAAGUCACAGUUAAACAGUAAUGGUGGCAAACUAGAUCCUGAAUUAGAAUUAAAAACAGAAGAUGUAUAAUAAUGAUAGUAUUUUUGUUCUAUAGUUAAAUAACAUAUUAAAAUAUUUGUUCUGUAGUCCAUUAAGUCCCAUAAAGUAUUGCCAAAUUUUUAUUUUACGCAUAACUAUUUACAUAUUCUAAUGCAAGAUUUUGUAUGUAAACAGUUGUUAAAAAUGGGGCUGUUAUGGAGAACACAAAAUUACAAAAUGUUUUGUAGUUCUAUCUAAGUAUCAUACUUUCUUCUAAUUUGAAUAUUUGUUGUUUUUAUAAUGAGGUUAAA